Molecule: messenger RNA, 921 nt
Organism: Rangifer tarandus platyrhynchus (Svalbard reindeer)
Lineage: Eukaryota; Metazoa; Chordata; Mammalia; Artiodactyla; Cervidae
Source: the annotation of a GenBank genome assembly
AUGGACGUCUUGGGCGGAAAUCACAGGCACGAGGCUCCCUGGAAGAGGAUGUCUAAAGAGGAGCUGGAUAACCAGUACUCCCCCAGCAGAUGGGUCGUCCGACUGGGAGCAGAGGAGGCCAUGAGGACCUAUUCACAGAUAGGAAGCGAAGUCACCAAGAGGGCCCAGGCCACCGGGAGGAGCCUGCUUGAUGUCCCCUAUGGAGAGGGCGAAGGAGAGAAAUUGGACAUCUACCUUCCCGAGGCCGUAUCUGAAGCCAUGCCUUUCCUGGUGUUUUUUCAUGGAGGAUACUGGCAGAGCGGAAGUAAAGACACGUCAGCCUUCAUGGUCAGCCCACUGACAGCACAGGGAGUGGCCGUGGUGAUAGUGGCUUAUGACAUUGCUCCCAAAGGCACCCUGGACCAGAUGGUCGACCAGGUGACCCAGAGCAUCGUGUUUGUCCAGAAGCGGUAUCCAGGCAACCAGGGAAUUUACCUGUGUGGACACUCUGCUGGGGCCCAGCUCGCUGCCAUGAUGCUCCUGGCCAACUGGAUCAAGCAUGGAGUCACGCCCAACCUCAAAGGCUUCUUCCUGCUGAGCGGGGUUUACGACCUGGAGCCCAUCAUGCACACCUCUGAGAAUGCUCCCCUCCUCCCGACCCUGGAGGAUGCUCAGAGGAACAGCCCGCUGUGGCAACUGGAGACGGCCCCCACCCAGCCCGCGGAUCCAGCCUGCCGCAUCCUGGUGACUGUCGGCCAGCACGACAGCCCAGAAUUCUGCCGACAGUCCAGGGAGUUUCAUCAGACAUUGUGCCGAGGAGGGUGGAAAGCCUCCUUUGCAGAGCUCCAUGAUGUGGACCACUUUGAAAUCCUCUGGAAUCUAACCCAGGAGGACUAUGUGCUCACUCAGAUUAUUUUGAAAACAAUCUUCCAGCAGUCCUGA